This is a messenger RNA of Corticium candelabrum, 1806 nucleotides long. RefSeq lists its product as uncharacterized. Bases 1 to 1791 code for a protein of 596 amino acids. The record is from RefSeq and is a predicted model, not a curated record. Lineage: Eukaryota; Metazoa; Porifera; Homoscleromorpha; Homosclerophorida; Plakinidae. The transcript is spliced from 8 exons.
AUGUGCAACACAUGUGCUGAGGAGGUGGGAAGGCUGUUCCAGAACUACUGGCGAGCAAUCCAUCAUGCCUGUGCCAUUUGUGCUGAGCCUCAGGAGACAUGGAAAUUUACGUUGUGGACAUAUUGCUCGAUUGUGAUGUCCUAUCGUGUAGCAAUGGCGACAUUAUUUGGUCUACGUGUUGGAGCAGUCUCUGAAAGUGCAACGAAGCCCAGCACAACAAAAACAGCAAAGCCGACUACGAAGACAAUUUCAUCUACCAGCAACAAUGUUACGUCUGCUACCAAACCAGUUACAACGAAGCCCAGCACAACGAAAACAGCAAAGCCGACUACGAAGACAAUUGCAUCUACCAGCAACAAUGUUACGUCUGCUACCAAACCAGUUACAACGAAGCCCAGCACAACGAAAACAGCAAAGCCGACUACGAAGACAAUUGCAUCUACCAGCAACAAUGUUACGUCUGCUACCAAACCAGAGACAGAAAGGAACUUUGAUGAGCAAACAAUUUUAGACUGUAGCAAUCUAAAAUCAACCGAUACAACUAUAUCUUGGUUUAAGAAGCAGAAGAAUCUGAGUAGCAACGGACAGUCUGCACAAGCAAAUUCAACAAACGGUUUUCGCUUGCCAUUGUCUGGAAAAGGCGGCGGAAACCAGUACGCCUGUAUAGUUAUCAACGACAUAUUCAGCAUUAACAGAACAGUCAAUUUUCACGUAAUGCCAGUUGUCGCGGUGCCGAACAAGAGAUCGAACACCACACUUAUGGUGACAUGUACGGCGCCAGGAUAUUCCGUUGUAAACAUCACUCUGAUUUUUCCAAACAAAACUUCACUUUCCAUAUCAACAAACAAGACUAACAGCUUCGAAUUUACGGCAUCACUUUUGAUCGAUCAAAAUGUUAAUAUGUCCGGUAAAUAUCAUUGCAAGGUUUUCAGCGAGACCGGAGUAACAGCCGACGAAACAAUGAUGGAUGUUCCUCCUAUCACUGUUGAAACAGAUUGGAUAAAGAAAGAUGGAAAUGUAAUGUUAAGAUGUUUUAUAGUUGGACAUGCAGUUGAAGUCAAAUGGGAAGAUGAAGUCAAGAAUAUUACUAGAAAAGAAUGGCAUAAUGCAACAAAUACAGAUGGGCGUUUUGUUUCUACGAUUAAUGCAGAAGAAGUUGGAGCUUAUAGAUGCGUAGCUAGAAGUCAACAGCACGAUAUCGUUAAGUCUCGAACUUUGACAGUGAACGGACCUCUCGUUGCAAUAGAGCAACAUAAUUUUACAACAGUCGAUUUGGUUUGCAAAGCAAUUGGAUGGCCGGUUCCACAAGGCAAAAAUUAUCCACAAGACUUGAAAGAUAGUUUCAUAUUCGGGAAAGCGGUUAGCAACAGCUCAAGCAGCGAGAUUACUCUUAAUAUUUCUGCUUCAUACAAAAAGAGUUCAUACGAAUGUACAGAAAACAAUCUCUCGCAACCGAGUAAAGACGACAGAACAGUCAGAGAAUCUGCUCACAUCAUUCAACUUAUUAGAACACGUAUCGUUACUUACGGAAACUUUACAGAAUUGUCGUGUAAAGCAAUCGGAUUACUCAAUAUAUCUGUUCUUGAAGAAUUUGAUUACAAGUUUCGCAAUAACACAAAAACAAAUAACAAAUUCGUCAUUACAAUUGCUGCUGGAAUCAACAAUAAACUUUACACUUGCGCAAUGAGUACAAGUGGCAGACAAAAGAAAGAUACCAAUUCUAUAAAGAUAAUGACUGGUGAGAACUUGAAAUCAUUUUCUAUCUAUUGUUUAAAAAGGGCAAACUGCUAAUAUUGGGAGCCAUAA